AUGCCCCCACGACUCCUAGGUUUUUUGCCGGAGGAUAGCUCCCUGGAGUUCCACGAUUUGAAGAAAGCCCGUGGCCCCAGAAAAACAACAACCGCAAAAUGGCAAACCCCUAAACAGCAAACAAAACCCCCUUUGGUCCCCCUAAUUCCCAGCAAGGAAAGGGUUGGGCCCCUGAUUGAAAAACCCCGGUCCAGGUCCAAUCAACUGGGUCCUCCCCCUCCGGGAAAGGGCCCUAGGGUCCAAGCAGUCCAGUGGCCCCCGCCAAAGGCAAAUCAGGGAGCCCCCCUGAGUAGACCUCCCAGUGCCCAAUCCUCCCCCCCGACUAAGUGGGAGUACAACCCUGAAAACCCAGCCCCAAAACCCGCUGUUUUGCCCCUUCCCCACAAAAACCGCAAACCCCCAGAAAUUUCAGCCGAAAAGGGCGGUUACCCCGAAAACGAACCCUGGGCUUGUAGACCCAAAACACCCCCCUCCCUGAGGAGGUUCCUGGACCCCCUAGGCCAAGCUACCCCCCUAAAAAUUUCCUGCAAAGAAAAACCAAGGUUAAUUUUAUGGGAAGGGAAAAGGGUUUGGUGGUUGGCCCCCUUUGCCACUGAAUCCCGACGAAAUUUGGAGAGUUCCCAAGGUGGUUUUUACUUGGGCUUUCCUCCCACUUUUGUAUUGAUGGGGCCCAAAGAAUAUGGGUCCCCCCACCACCCCGCCUACUGGGGUUUUAAGACCAUGCCCCCCAAAAUGGUUGUGGUGGUCCCCCCCCCUGAAAAGCAAGGCACCAUAACACAAAAGGGGGGUGCCUUAAGGCACACAAGGAAGGUCCCAAAGGACCCAAAAAGCCAAAUGUCCCCCAACUUGUGUGCCCAAGGGGCAUCAAAGCCCUGGCUUUUUACUCCUGGCCAGUAA
This is a messenger RNA of Penaeus monodon (black tiger shrimp), 897 nucleotides long. RefSeq names its product basic salivary proline-rich protein 1-like. The transcript is spliced from 6 exons. NCBI's taxonomy places the organism in Eukaryota, Metazoa, Arthropoda, Malacostraca, Decapoda, Penaeidae. The record is from RefSeq and is a predicted model, not a curated record. The coding region runs from base 1 to 897 and encodes 298 amino acids.